AAGCGUGGCGGUGGUCAUGCUGACAUCUAUGGCGGUACUUUGCAUGGCCAUAAAGUGGCACUGAAGCGUUUACGAUAUUUCUCUAAUAUGACGCGGGAAGAGACACAGCAAACCAGUAAAAUUCAGGACUUUGCUCGUGAAUCCUUACUUUGGCUCCAACUCCAACAUGAAAACGUAGUUCAUCUCCUUGGCAUUGACGUCGAACGAUUUCCUGGAAUGCCAUGUAUGGUACUUCCUUGGAUGGAAUCUGGAAACAUCAGAAAUUAUAUGGAGAAGAAGACGUUUCCUGUAGUGCAAUUGAAUCAAUGGCUGCGCGAAGUGGCAGAAGGUCUAACUUACCUCCACGAUGAGCAAGUCGUUCAUGGUGAUUUGCGAGGCACCAACAUAUUGAUGUCAGAGGACGGUGUUGCUAAGCUCGCGGACUUCGGGCUCUCCGUCUUUGCUGGAGAGCGCAGCAAGAGCUUCCAUUCCUUACGAGGGGGAUCAGAGCGAUGGAUGGCACCGGAGUUGCUUGAUCCUGAAGCAAUGAAUUUAAUUUCUACCCGACCAACGUUAGCCUCAGAUGUAUAUUCCUUUGGUAUCGUUUGUGUCGAAAUCUAUACUUGCGAGAAACCAUUUCAUGCUCAUACCAACGACAACCACGUCCGCAAGAUCGUUGGAGCUGGGGGGAGGCCGGAGAAACCUUCCGAUCCCUUGAAGGCAAUCAUGGACGACGACCUUUUUGACCUUGUGUGCUCUUGCUGGCAGCAUCAACCAAGUGAUAGACCGCCUAUAUCUACGGUACUGCAGCAGCUUCGAGAUCGAGCUUAGUCACUCGUACGUCCCUUUCCUCUGCGGCUCUGUAUCAACCUACCGGGGCUUGGAGUCCGAACACUUCUUCCGCCGCAUCAGUUCAUGCUUUCCGGACCAUAUGUUCCAUUGUGGGCUCAUGCUGUAUUAAAGUUUUGCGCUAUUUGGGACACCCUU
Messenger RNA from Somion occarium, 966 nucleotides. The record is from the annotation of a GenBank genome assembly. NCBI's taxonomy places the organism in Eukaryota, Fungi, Basidiomycota, Agaricomycetes, Polyporales, Cerrenaceae.